UUUACUUCAAACUCCCACAUCAUAAUAAUAAAUUAUGAUAAGUUUCAUAAAUCUAGCGUCCAUAUUUUCAUAAUUAUCUCCCCCUUUAAACUUUAUUUUUCCAUAUUUAUUUAUGGUGUUCAAACCGGUCGGUGCCUUUUGUAUCGCUUGCUAUACUUUGAUAUUUGCUAGUUACAUCUGCUCUGUAUAAAAAUUGUUGCAAGUCUUUAAAACGCAUUUUUAACCAUUUACAAUUGCUCCAAAUGCAGUUUGUUGAUGUAAUUAUUUAGAUGUAGAAGAAGAAUGUUAUUUUACCCGAAUAUAAAAAUGUUAAAACAAAAUCAUUCAAAUUACAAACAGAAAAAUGGAACUUAUGAUUUCAUUACAAAAGUUUUUGUACCUUGGAAAUGAAUAACAACAAACUAGUACUUGUAUUAUAAAAUAUAAUAUAUAUUUUUCAUAUAGAACCAAUAAACUGUAUAUAUAGAUAUAUUUAUUAUAUUCUUGUAAAUGAAAUAUUGAGAAAUAUUGAUGAAAUAAAAUGAGUAUUUUCAUUUUCCGUAUAUUCACUGUAAAACAUUUUUUUUGCACUGCAUUGAAACAUAUUUUCCGUAUUUUCACUGGUGUCUUGCCGGACUACUAUUUUCUUAAUUCAGCAAACACACAAAAUAAAAGGGGAAAUCUUCAAAUGUAAUGUCAAGAAAAUGUAUAUAAUAAACAGAAAAUUCAUUUUUUUAUAAAUACAGGAUUUAUUUUCAUCUUGUGGUAAGAAAAUUAUCAUAUUUCACUUGAAAAAUUUAUUUUCAUACCAUUUAUGAAAAUAAAUCCUAUAUUCAAAGAAAAAACUUGAAUAUCCUCUAUUUAUACGAUUUAUUUGUAAUUGAUGGGUAAAUAAUGAAGCACAUAAAUCAAGCGUGAUUUCGAUUCAGUUUUAUUAAAAGCAAUGGUGGGGAAAUUACAGUAUAAGAGAAAGAUGCUGACCGCGUGAUCUAAUUGAAUAAUGGAUUUGAGCCGCGUCACGACAAAACCAACAUAGUGCGUUUGCAUCCGCGCAGUCUGAUCAGGAUCCAUGCUGUUCGCUAUCAGUUUCCCUACUUGUAAUAGGGCUGGUAAGCGAACAGCAUGGAUCCUGAUCAGACUGCGCGGAUGCGCAGGCUGGUCUGGAUCCAUGCUGGUCGCAAACCCAUUAUGUUGGCUUUGUCGUGACGCGGCUCAUUUCAUUAAUAUUUCAUACAAUUUGCACUGAACUACGCAUCGACUACAAAUAACAAAAGUAUGUGAUUGCUUGCAUAACUGUUAUACAUAUAAUGUAUUAAGUGUUAUAUUGAAUAGUUAAAUAUUUACACAGAAUGUUCCAUACAAACUUUGCUAUUUGUGUCUUUUUUAAUUUCAGUUAAUGUUUUCCAAGUAUUGUCGAUUGUCAGAAAGUGUUUAAAUUAGCAUCAAUUCACGUAAAAAACGGAAACGGUUCCCUGCAGAAAAUGUUACUAUUUCAAUUUGGCUGUUAAUUAGGUCCGCUGUCAAUAUUCUACUUGCAGACACUGAUUCUCGGAAAUAAAGUUUCCUUAUAUAGAUAUUGUUAAAUGAUUAAAAAAUAUUUUAAAUAUUGUUCAAGGGAAGUUUAAACGAAUAUUCUCACAAAUAUGAUGUUUACUUAUAAAAUGAGAGUGCUAUAUCUGAAAUUCUUCGACCUGUGCUUUAUUUAAAAUGCGAACCAUUUGUUUUCAGGGAUCUUAGGUCGACAAUAUUUCUUUAGUGCAUUUAUAUAGAAUAUAAUGUAUGUAAAUGCUAUAGCGCUAUAGAAAAUUAUCAUUAUAAUUGUGUCAUAAGACUUGUCAAAAUAAUUUUCAUUUUUCAAAAAGGAAAACGGAGAGAAUGUGUACCGGCAAUGUUAAUUAUAAACAUUUUAAGAAAAUAUUUUAAUCUCUAAUAAAUGUUAUAUAGAUCAUCUUGAAAUAUUGUUACAAGUGUAUAGCAUAAGUUUAUUACAUCAAAUAAUUAAAAUGUUUGCUUUCGUAACAUUUGCAUUGUAUUUAUUAUCAGCGAAUGAAAUAAUUGCAUCAGUUCAAACGGAUAUUUAUCGAAAGAAUGAUUUGUUUUCUGAAAUUAUGUGUCCACUUGCUGGUAUAGAUUUUGGACUGUCUGCAAAAGUGGCAAGGUGUGCUACGAAGUGUAACAUUCACGUCACGUGUGCAGGUUUCUUCUAUAAUAAACAAAGUCAAAUGUGCAAAGGGGUUCCAGAAGUUUUGACAAACACCACCGGAUGCAUUAGUAUGCCAAAUACUGCUUAUUACACUUCAGAAAUGAUCAAUGCUAGUGCAGUCGUAACUACACAAUCGGUUUCAAUGGCUUCAGUAGCGGAAAAUAUAACAACACCUUCACUAAACACGGCAACAUUGACCGUAAAUACAAUCACAACGUUACAAGCAACAUUAACUCAGUCUCCUACAACAGCGACACCAGAAGAAACAACAACCAUUGCCUCUUUAACAAUCACACCGUCUAUGUCCUUUAUAUCGGCAACAACAUCGUCUAUAAUAGUUCCAACACCGUCACUAACAUCAGCCACGCCGUCAGCAAUAACAACAACGUCAGCCGCACAGACAGCAUCAACUACACCGUCGCUUACCGUAGCUACACUGUCAGAAACCACAACUACACCGACAAUGAUCAUGACUACACUAUCUGUUACAUCCUCAACAAUAGUAACAACAACUGCAACUGUAGCGUACCAAAUAAAGCAAAUGAGCAAGAUUAGCAAAUCGCCGAUAAAACGCCGUUAACUUCAAAAUAACUGUCACCCACAGCAACUCCAUCGUCACCAGCAUAAACAUGUUAGUCAUCAGUAAUAUCUAGACCAUCACUAGCAAUAUUCAAUAGAAGUAACUAUUACUUCACAGGCAUCAACUACAAUGUCAUUAUCAGCCAUUCCAUCAUUGUCAACUUUAGU
Ruditapes philippinarum (Manila clam) is the source of this 2929-nucleotide messenger RNA. RefSeq lists its product as uncharacterized. Bases 1983 to 2762 code for a protein of 259 amino acids. NCBI's taxonomy places the organism in Eukaryota, Metazoa, Mollusca, Bivalvia, Venerida, Veneridae. The record is from RefSeq and is a predicted model, not a curated record. The transcript is spliced from 2 exons.